Schistocerca gregaria is the source of this 1856-nucleotide messenger RNA. RefSeq names its product growth/differentiation factor 7-like. The record is from RefSeq and is a predicted model, not a curated record. The transcript is spliced from 6 exons. The coding region runs from base 213 to 1295 and encodes 360 amino acids. Gene Ontology annotation, cellular component: extracellular region. Lineage: Eukaryota; Metazoa; Arthropoda; Insecta; Orthoptera; Acrididae. Gene Ontology annotation, biological process: BMP signaling pathway; SMAD protein signal transduction. Gene Ontology annotation, molecular function: growth factor activity; cytokine activity.
ACUUCUAGCGACCUCUUGCGUUGACCCAGGGCUGUUAAUGUUGUGCUGCAGUGCUGUAUUAGCGCUCGGCUGAUACAUCACAUUGUGCGCUUUCAGGCUGUUGCGACAGGAAACUGGUGCAGUGUGUUCAGAGGUCAGGAACUGAGGACCGAGAUGACGUAACAGUAACGUGUAGGUUAAUUGUUACGUUGGUUUUCUACAGCUCUUCGACUAUGUAUGUGGUGAUGUGGCGACGCUGGGUGCUGGUGUUUCCCGCAGCGGCCGUGUCGCUGGCGUGCAGCUGGUGGUGGGUGUGGCGCAGCGCGGCGGAAGCCACGGACAGGGGGUGGUCGCCAGCAGCGGCCAGAGGGCGGGCCGCGCUGCCCGCCGUGCCGCAGCCGCUGCUGGAGCUGUACCACAGGCACCGCAGGCACCGGCCGCACCCGCCCCCGCCGGCGGAGCUCAUCCGCGGACUCAGGCCCACGGCGCAAGGCUGGGCGCCGGGCCGCGCCUUAUUGGAGUUCCGGCUGCCCACCACGGAAGCUGGCGAGCGGCUGAAGGCGGCUGAGCUGAGGCUCCACGCCAGACUUGCAGGCGGUCCACCAGGGGUGGUCGCAAUGGUGGCGUGGUCGGGCCCACGUCGCCUGGACGGCGGCCUGCGGUCCGUGGGUUCGCGCCCCGCCUGGCUCGCUCCACUCAACGUGACUGCGGCGCUGCCCAGCCGCGGCGCUGUGACGUCACUCGCUAUCAACGUCACGCUGCACGGCCCUCUGCGCCUCGGCGAGGCGCCGCUACUUCUGCUGCAGUACGAGCCACCACACAGGACCGCAACUGACCUUAAGGUGGGCGGCGGCCGUGAGUCUCGACGCAGACGGCGGCAGGUGGAGGCGGAGGACUACGAGGAAGAGACAAACCGCGUCUGGAGCAGGGACAGUGGGGGCGGCGGGGGCGGAGAGCUGCAGCUCCAGGUGAAGGCCCGGUCGGGCCGGCGGGCGCGCGGCAACUGCCGCAGGAAGCCGCUCUACGUAGACUUCUCAGAGAUCAACUAUGACACCUGGAUAGUCGCCCCCACUGGAUACGAGGCGUUCCAGUGCGCGGGUCGGUGCUCGUGGCCGCUGCCGGAGCACCUGUCGCCCACCAAGCACGCGCUGGUGCAGGCGCUGCUGCACACGUUCCGGCCAGGGCUGGCCCCGCGCGCCUGCUGCGUGCCCACGCGCCUCCUGCCCAUCUCCGUGCUCUACAUGGAGCCCACUGGCGUCGUCACCUACCACUACAGCUACCACGACAUGGUGGUCGCAGAGUGUGGCUGCCGCUGAGCCGCAUCACAUACUUCGAUUUGAUUGUUACAGACUGCUGCUCUCAGCAAACUGCACUACCUGCCGCUCAUUCGACGACACGGUAUGACGAACUGCUUCACUCACUGAUGCAGCUGUCAAGAUGUUAUCAACUGACGACAGCUUGCCACGGAACCUCGUCAUGUACCAAUGCAUCUCUUCACAAGAUGGUCAUCACAGACUGCAGCUGCCACUUAACCUGAUUUCUUAUAUGGUCGACACAAGGCUGAGGAUGCCUGUAAAAUAACUGUGGUCACAGACUGAGUACAGUGCUGAAACAUAUCCCUUAGCGUGAACAGUUGUCACAGACUGCAACUGUAUCACUGCUAUUUAAUAAAAAUUAAAAAGUACUGCAGACUAUUACAUAUCUGACCGAUUACCUACAAUGACAGAAUAUAAUGUGAACCUUAGAAAAUUUGUAUUGUAAAAUGAUUGGUGAAGGACCUUAUGGGCAAAUGCAUGCAGCAAAUGCAACAGAUUGAUGUUACUUAAAUACCUGGGAGUAGCACUGAUAGUGAAUAAAGAACACAAUAUUUAGUCGUC